Aplosporella prunicola CBS 121167 is the source of this 1788-nucleotide messenger RNA. RefSeq lists its product as uncharacterized. The transcript is spliced from 4 exons. Lineage: Eukaryota; Fungi; Ascomycota; Dothideomycetes; Botryosphaeriales; Aplosporellaceae. The coding region runs from base 1 to 1788 and encodes 595 amino acids. The record is from RefSeq and is a predicted model, not a curated record.
AUGGAUGCUAUCACCAUCGGAAGUCAAGAACUCAGCACUCAACAACACCUUGGUGCAUGGCGUCCUGGAUUACUGCGCCUGGAGUCCCAGCAAUUUCUGCUCCCUUAUAACGAGCAAGUGUCUCAUGCACAAAUCACUUCAGAUGCUUCGUUAAGCCAAUCAGAGACCUCCAUUCCCGGAAAUUCUCGGAAUCUGCAGAAUGAACAAAGUCCACCAGAAAGCUCAUCGGUGCUUUCAAAGUUGGAGAACUGGUGGAUCUGGGAACUUCUUGGGCUUCUCGUUUCGGCAGCCUCCUUGAUCGGAAUUAUCUUCAUACUUGGGAAAUACGACCAAGAAAGACGGCCAACUUGGUAUUACCUUUCACUGAGCUCUCUGGUUUCCUGGUUGAGUACCGCUGCGAAAAUUUGUGCUUUCAUCCCGGUCAGCAGAGGACUUGGUCAGUUAAAAUGGGUAUGGCUCGCGGAGAAAAGACGUCCGCUCUCGGAUCUAAAGGUGUUCGAUUCGGCCAGCAGAGGACUUCUUGGGAGCCUUGAGCUUCUUUGGGAACUCAAAUGUCGGCACUUCGCUGUUUUGGGGGCCGUCGCCACUGUGCUUGGUCUAGCAUUUGACCCUUUUAUACAGAAUCUUGUUCAUUAUUACGACGGCCAGAUACAAGACACGUCACAGAUCGCCCUCCUUACCAACUGUACGACGUACAACACCCGUGGGCCUCUUAUGGGAGGGAAUUUUCAUUACGAAGAUCCAAUCCUACAUGCAAAUGUCUACAGAGCCAUUGCAAAUGUGGAACAAGCAAAUUCCUGGGCGACUCCGCAAUAUUUUUGCAGCUCAGGCAACUGCACCUGGGAUCCAAUUGCCACACUAGAGCUCCGGUCAACGUGUAAAGAUGUUAGUGAGCGUCUGGAAAUGGAAUGCCAUCCUCCCAUGGCGUUAAGUACAACUACAAGCCCACUAGUACACUCGAACACUUAUUUUCCCGCAAUACAGCUGAUUCUGGCUCAAGGGAUCGAGAAAAGCAAAGGGGCUGGAGCGCUAAAUAUUACCAAGGAUACCAUCUUCACGGCCACUGAGUGCAUUUUGGAAGCGGGCGUUCGGAGCUUUCAAGCAGCUGUGAACAACUCAACUUAUGAAGAAAAGGCACUUAACACAUAUUCGAUAAAGUCUAAAUCUACAGACGCUUCAAUUUGGUCUCCACCAUGGGGCCCUGAGUAUGGUAUGCAGAGAGGCCAGAACUUUUCAAUCGAUUCAGACACAUUGAGAGAUAUGUUUUUAUAUCUUCAUGGCACUUUCUCAGGCAGCGUUUCAGGAGCAUCCGACUCUUUCCAGUUCCGAGGAGACCAGGAAACUGUCCGAGCAAUCUUCUACGGGAACUAUACAGACUGCAACACACCGGAGGAUCCACUCGCCUGUGCUUUAAACAAUACAGCCAAAGCGAUCUCCAAGACAUUCCAAGACGCAGCUUACAAUGCCAAUGGACCUGGAGGUGCAAGCAUGACGGUCGGGAAGACAAUGGUCACUGUUACCUUUGUACGAGUCAGCUGGUACUGGAUUUCUCUACCGGUUUUCAUCUGGCUGCUAAGCGCCAUUACUUGGAUUGGCACUGCAUGGAAGACUCGGAAAACGAAAGUUGAGACUUGGCGCAACAAUCCUAUACCUCUUGCCUUCCUUUAUCGCGAAAACGCUGAAAAAGAGAGUGUAGAGUAUGGGAUAUCUGAUGAGGCAUAUGUUAAGAGGGCUGAGAAUAUGCAGGUCAGGUUGCAGGUCGAGGGAAAUAAGGCGAGUUUGGUUUGA